Nicotiana attenuata is the source of this 1425-nucleotide messenger RNA. RefSeq lists its product as uncharacterized. The coding region runs from base 1 to 1425 and encodes 474 amino acids. The record is from RefSeq and is a predicted model, not a curated record. The transcript has 2 exons. NCBI's taxonomy places the organism in Eukaryota, Viridiplantae, Streptophyta, Magnoliopsida, Solanales, Solanaceae.
AUGAUUGUAGAUUUGGCUACGAGAGAGGCAGCCCAACUCAGAGAAAAAGCUGCUCGGGAUGCUGAGGAAGCAACUAUUAGAGAUGUAGAAAUUGGAUAUGAAGCAGAGAGGGUGGAGAUGGGCUCAGAAUCAGCCCUUGGAUCUAGACCAGUUCGAAAACUUGGCUCCCAGGUACAACUUGAUGCCAUGGCAAAAGUACUAAGGAAGCUGACCUUAGCUUCUAUACAUAAUGAGCCUCAUGCAGCAUGUGAUAUAUGUGGAAGGAGAUACCCUACUCAUGAGUGUCAAGCUACCAUGGAGGAAGUGAAUGCUGUGGAUAAUUAUAACAUCAAUGCAAUAGGUCAAAAGCACCCCAGUUUUUUAUGGAGUUCACAUGGGGGUAUUGCAAAUGCUUGGCAACAAAACAACCCCAGAUUUUAUGGACAAGGAGCUCCAGGCUUCAAAAAUAAGUUGAUGCACCAAUUUCAGCCUCAACGGCAAAAUCAGCCUGGUUUAGAAGAUCUAAUGAAAGCUUUCAUUGUAAACACAGAUGAGAGGCUAGACGCUCACGUGGCAGCAAUUCAAAAUGUAGAGAAGCAAGUGGGACAAAUAGCAACAAUCUUAUCUGAGAGAAUCCCAAGUACUCUGCCUGCUGAUACUGAGAGAAAUCCCAAAGAAAUGGUAAAUGUUGUGACCUUGAGAAGCGGGCAAGUCUUUAAAGAACCCACUCCAAUCCAAAAAGAGGUGCUAUCUGAAAAAGAAAGUAGGGAGCAGUUGAAAAUUGAAGAUGAUGAGAAGACUGAGAAAAAGAAAAGCAAGAAGGAAGCUGACAAAAAGAAGAAAGAGGAAACUUCAAGAAGGGAGGAAUCUGAUGAUGUGAGCAAGCACAUGCUUGCUCUACCUUUUCCCCAAAAGCUCUAUAGAGAAAAGCUUGACAAGCAGUUUGAGAAAUAUCUUGACAUGCUGAGACAAGUUAAUGUAAACCUGCCAUUCACUGAUGUUGUCUCACAAAUGCCAGCUUAUGCAAAGUUCAUGAAGGAGAUCCUUACAAAGAAGAGAAAGAUAGAAGAGACCAAGGCGGUCAAGCUCACAGAGCAUUGUAGUGCAAUCUUGCAAAACAAACUCCCACAAAAGUGUGGAGACCCAGGGAGUUUUACUAUACCUUGCUCUUUAGGCACUCUUAAUUUUGACAAGUCUUUAUGUGAUUCUGGUGCCUCAAUUAACUUAAUGCCAUUGUCCAUUUAUAGGAAACUGGAGAAGGAGAUUGGAGAGAUAAGGUCGGUGCCAAUAUCUUUGCAACUGGCUGACCAAACAACUGUAACACCCGAGGGGAUAGUAGAAGAUGUUUUGCUGCGGGUGGAUAAGUUCGUAUUUCCUCUAGAUUUCAUAGUGGUGAAUAUGGAGGAGAACAAGGAGUCCUCCCUCUUCAUAGGAAGACCAUUUUAA